This is a messenger RNA of Closterium sp. NIES-65, 3438 nucleotides long. The record is from the annotation of a GenBank genome assembly. NCBI's taxonomy places the organism in Eukaryota, Viridiplantae, Streptophyta, Zygnematophyceae, Desmidiales, Closteriaceae.
AUGAAUUCCUAUGGCAUGCCGCCAGGAGGCGGCCCGACCGGUGGUCCCGGUGGUGGUAACCCGCUGGGUAACAUGCCGGGCGCCAGAGGAGCCAAUCAUAAGGACGUGCGCAACGUGGAAGACGAGGGGCGCGCGCUGCUGGCGCUGGGGGAGGCGGAGCUGCGCGCGCUGCUGGCGGAAGCGGAAGCCGCGCGCGAGGCAGCGAUCCGCGCUGAGGUGGCGCGCGCAGCGGCUCUUGUGGCGCGCGUGGAGGUGGGGAGGGCGCGCGCGGAGUUUGACGCGGAGAGGCAGCAGCUGCUGGCGGCGGAGGCAUCGCUCAAGUCCUUCCCCUUGCCACCACCCUCCCUACCUCGCUUUUUCCCCCUGGUGGCCCUUUCAAGUCGAAUGCAGCACACAAUCCGCAAAUCAAAUGUGCGUGUUCUGCUCAUUAUAGUGAUGGUCAAACCACGUCCUUCCCGCCUUCCCCCCCCUCUCCCUUCCUCCCCCCCUUCCGCCCCCAUCCUCCCUACUCACCCCGCUCCUCCGCAGAGUCAACUGGCGGGCGCACUGGAAGAGGUGAGGAGCAAGGAGGAGGAGAUGCAGCGAGUGAAGGAGAGGGCGGAAGAGGCGGAGCAGCAGGUGGCCGCACACCAGAACGAGAUGAAGGAACGGGUGUGGCAGAAGGAAGGUGUUAUUCGAGAGAAGAACUCCGAAGUGGCAGCCUUGAGGCGCGAGCGGGACGGGGCAGUGGCGGAGAGCAAGGCGCAGGCGAGUCAGAGGGAGGUGGAGAGAGCAGAGAUGGGCGCGCAGAUGGAGAGGCUCCAGAGCCAAGUGGCUGACGCGGAGCAGCGCCUGAGAGACACUCAGAACCAGCUGCGGCUGGUGCAGGAGGAGUUGUGGCAGAAAGAGGACGCGGUGAAGGAGGCGCAGGGGUGGGCGGCGCACGGGCAGGACAUGGAGGCCCACGUGGCAGCCAUCACAGCAGCCAAUCAGAGCCUGCAUGGCGAGCUCAGGGAGCGCACGGACCAGUGCCACCACCUGUUUGCUGUCACGCACCAACUCAGGCAGCAGUGCCACCAUCUCUUUGCCGUCACGCACCAGCUCAGGCAGCAGGUAGGUUGGUGCCUGUUUGCCGCCAAUUGCCUGUUUGCUGCCAAUUGCCUGUUUGCUGCCAAUCGCCUGUUUGCCACCAAUUGCCUGUUUGCCGCCAAUUGCCUGUUUGCCGCCAAUCGCCUGUUUGCCGCCAAUCGCCUGUUUGCCGCCAAUCGCCUGUUUGCCGCCAAUCGCCUGUUUGCUGUCACUCGCCAGCUCAGACAGCAGCUGGCGGAGAGUGAGCGGUACCACAUGCAGCUGAUGCAGCGCCUGCACAUGGAGAACACGGACCUGCGCUCCAGGCUCGGCGCCCUCCCUGCCGCUGCUCCGGGUGCAGGCACGGCAACAGGAGCAGGAGCAGCGGGUGUUGGCACAGCAGGAGGCACAGGGAAUGCAGGAGGCACAGCGAUUGCAGGAGGGCAGGCAGCAGCAGUAGCAGCAGCAGCAGCAGCAGCAGGCGCUCUGGGGGCAUCAGGAGGGAGCGGUGCAGGGGGCACGGGUGCAGGAAGAGAAGCAGGAGGGGUUGUGCAAGGAGCUGGGGUAGCGUUGGGUGGCGCGGGUGGGUCUGGUGGCAGCAAGGACGGAAAGGUGAGAACGAAGCAGCAGCAGCACAGACAGAGCGAAGCAGCGGCGGCACAGUCAGGACAGGUCCACCCGCCCAUGGCGCCUCAUGCCUACCUCAUCCGCCCACACAUGCCCCACCCCUUCUACGCUGCACCCAUGCAAACCGUCCCCACACCCAUACAACCUGGCCCCACACCCAUGCAACCCGUGCCUAUGCUUGUUCCUCACUCCGCCUCUCCCCCAGCCCUGCAUCCUCUGCAUCCACACCCCUCCACUCUCCCGCCUGCCGCCUACCCACCUGCUGGUAUGCAAGGGCAAGGAUUACAGGCAGCAGGGGUGCAGCAGACAGGGAUUGCGGUUACAGGGUUACCAGAGCAGAACCAGCUGCACAUGCAGAAUCAGGGGCAGGGGCAAGCACAUGCGCAGGCACCAAAACCGCAGGGGCAACAGCCAAGUCAGCAGCAGCAGCAGCAGCAGCAGCAGCAGCAGCAGCAGCAGCAGCAGCAGCAGCAGCAGCAGCAGCAGCAGCAGCAGCAGCAGCAGCAGCAGCAGCAGCAAGCGGUGGUGAUGCAUCACAUCACCCACCCCAUGAGCAACCAGCCUCUCCCCCUUGACCCCACCUCAUCCCAGCAGCAGCAGCAUGCGAGCAGCCUUGGUUUUAGUGCUGGGACUAGCAAUGGGCCAAGUAGCAGCAACAACACUGGAGACACAGGGGAGAAGGGUAGGGAGAGCGGUGGCAGCAGCAGCACGGGUGAUCAAGCCCCAGUAGGCGGGCAUGCUAAUGGGCACAUGGGCAGUGGUAGUGUUGCUGAUGCUACUCCGAGAGACAGCUUUUCCAGUCAUGGCUCUUCCACUGCUGCUGCUGCUGCUGCCCCUCGGAAGCUCGCAGCCAGUCCCAUCACGCAGCGGUCGCCGCCCCGAGGGGUGGAUGUGGGGUUGGGGGGCGUGGCAUACGUGCCGGAACGCCCAAGCGGGGAGGCCUCAGGUGCAGCAGAGUCAAACGCGGGAGGUCAAGCGGGGAUCGAAGGGAAAGUUGGGAUUGAACCUCUGCCUGCGUCGGCGGUGCUGGCAGCAGGGAGCAGUGGGGGAGAGAAAACAGAGGGUGCCGCACCAGCUAGCAUCGACACGACACCACCACCAGCAGCAGCAGCAGAUGAUGCAGCACCCGCACCCCUCGCAGCACCACCGGCCGCACGCCCCGAGCCCAUGAUGCCGCCGUUGCCCCCGGGAGCGCAGUUGAAGGACGAGAGGGCGCUGCUGACGUGCAUCGUGCGAACACUCUCAGCGGACAGGGGCGCCAAGGCCCUCAUCUCCUCCACUGUUGCGCCGCGCCUUGCACGCCUGCUCGCCCCAUUAACUUGGGCUCAUUAUGAGCCUCUCUACGGGUCGCUGGACCAACUCAUUGCCUCCAAGCCCCAGUUGUUUGGCAUGGAAGGACCAGACCACGUGUUCCUGAGAAGCAACGCCCAUGCCAUCAUCGCCACACUCCCACUCCACCCCACCAUGCCUCUGCAGCAUCCCUCCUCCUCCAUCCCCUCCCCCGCCACAUCCCUCCCACUCGCCCUCACCCCGGCCGCCCCCCGCCCCCUUGCUCCCCGCUCACCCCCUCCUGAUGCUUCCGCUCCGACUGGUGCUGUAUCCGGUGCUGCUAAUGGAACCAACGCUGGUGCGAGUACUAACCCUGCUUCUGGUUUGGGAGCAGGGGGCAGCGAGGAGGGGGUGUUGAGGCGUGAGAUUGUGGGGCCGGGGGUGGAAGGGGCGGGGCGGGGCAGCCGCCUGUGGUUCGCCAAUGCUGCUCGAUGA